Portunus trituberculatus (swimming crab) is the source of this 1821-nucleotide messenger RNA. RefSeq names its product lysosomal acid glucosylceramidase-like. Gene Ontology annotation, biological process: glucosylceramide catabolic process. The record is from RefSeq and is a predicted model, not a curated record. Bases 64 to 1647 code for a protein of 527 amino acids. The transcript has 12 exons. Gene Ontology annotation, molecular function: glucosylceramidase activity. Lineage: Eukaryota; Metazoa; Arthropoda; Malacostraca; Decapoda; Portunidae.
ACACACACACACACACACACACACACACACUUUCUUGCCUUCAUUCCCCAUCGGAACAUCAAAAUGAAGACACCUCCCUCCUCCUCCUCCUCCUCUUCCUCUUUCUCCUCCUCUUCCUUCUUCCUUCCCCUCUUCCUCUUCAUCCUAUUUAGACAAGGACACGCAGAGGAGGACCUACCAUGCAUACCCAAGGAGACGGGCCACAGUUCCUUUGUGUGUGUGUGCAACGCUACCUACUGCGACACACUCCACCGCCCCACAACACCGCCAGAGGGCCAGUACCUUCUCUAUACCUCGGCAAGGGACGGAGGGAGGUUUCAGAAGAGCUUGGGUUACUUCGCUGGUAGAGAAGUGGUGGAAGGCAGUAUUGAGUUCACCCUGGACACAAACACGCCCUACCAGACAAUGAUGGGCUGGGGCGCCGCCUUCACCGACUCCGCUGCCUUCAACAUCCUCAGCCUCUCCCCAGCCAGCCAGGACCAGCUGCUGCGGGCAUAUUUCUCCCCCGAGGGCCUGGAGUACAACCUGGGGCGGCUUAACAUGGGGGGCUGUGAUUUCUCGUGGCGCACCUACACCCACGUGGACACACCUGGGGACACUAACCUCGACACCUUCGCCCUGCAACCUGAGGACCUGGAGUAUAAGAUCCCAGUGGUGAAGAGAGCGCAAGAGAUGUCGGAACGCCCUAUUAAAUUAUUCGCCUCUCCCUGGACGGCUCCUCCUUGGAUGAAGACUAACAAUGACUAUCACGGCUUCGGCCAGCUCAAGGAGGAGAUGUACCAGCCCUGGGCACGCUACUUCGUCAGGUUUUUGGAUGACUACGCUGCGCAGAACAUCACUUUCUGGGGCCUCACUGCGCAGAACGAGCCGCUGGAUGGGUACGUCCCAGGCUUUUCGUUCAGCUGCAUGGGGUGGACGGCGGAACAGCAACGGAAGUGGGUGUCGGGGAACCUUGGGCCGGCGCUGCGGGAGGGCGGGUACGGCGAUGUGGUGCUGAUGAUUAUGGACGACCAGCGCAUCAACCUUCCCUCCUGGCCCCAAGUGGUACUGGGCGACCCUGAGGCGGCUCAGUUUGUGCAGGGGAUCGCCUUACAUUGGUACAUGGACAAGUACUUCACGCCGGAGGUACUGACUGAGACCCACGACUUGUUCCCUGAGUACUUCAUCCUUGGUACUGAGGCUUGUGAGGGAGAUGGCCCGCUGGAGGUAGACGUGGUGCCGGGGUCCUGGGAGCGUCUGGAGGCAUAUGCUCGCGAUAUUAUUGUGGACGUGAAUCACUGGGUGACUGGCUGGGUGGACUGGAACCUCGCCCUGGACAUGAUAGGCGGACCAAACUGGGCUGAGAAUUUCGUGGAUGCUCCGAUACUUGUGGAUAAGGAUAAGGACGAGUUUUACAAGAAUCCCAUGUUCUACGCAAUGGGACACUUCUCUAAAUUCGUACCAGAGGGCGCUGUCAGGUUGGGCAUCACCUCCCCACACGCAGGCAAAGUGAGCGCUGCCGCCUUCAGGAACCCGGAUGGCACCUAUGCUCUCAUUCUCCUCAACAGGUCUGAUUUGGAAGAGAUGGUCACAGUACAAGUUAGUGGGAGAGGAACGCUUGCUCUCCCACUCUUCCCCCACUCCCUCCACACCGCCCUCUUCCAGUGAGAGAGAGAGAGAGAGAGAGAGAGAGAGAGAGAGAGAGAGAGAGAGAGAGAGAGAGAGAGAGGAGAGGUGAAGUUGUUGUUAUGGAAUCGGACAAGUUUGGAAAGAGGGGUUGGAGAGAGAGAGAGAGAGAGAGAGAGAGAGAGAGAGAGAGAGAGAGAGAGAGAGAGAGAGAGA